AUCGCCAAUAGCGCAUUCUUUCGCGUCGCAGCCUAUCAACUCCGACGCCGAUCAGCUACUACUGCCUUUCAGUGGGUCAAAGGCCAUAGCGGCAUUUCUGGCAAUGAAGAAGCGGAUAAGCUAGCAAAAGAAGGAGCCCAUAAAGACCAUCCUGACCAAAUUGACCUAUCCAUCCCACCCAACUUCAAUCUCCAGGGCGCCAAACUCUCCGCAGUGACCCAACGCAUAGCAUACCGCACCCUACGGCACCAGCUCUCCCCACGCUCCCCGCCUAGGAAAACAACCACGCGCACCAUAUCGCGCGUCCAAGAUGGACUGGAAGACCUUACGGGCUCUCGCGAAACGCCGAAGCAACUCUGGCUCUCGUGCCGGAACCCUAACUUCCGCCCCUUAAUAAAACAAUUCCUGUUUAAAGCCACACAACAGGCCUACCGCAUAGGUGACUCCUGGUCCCCCAUUCCGGGGUACCAGGACCGGGCUAUCUGCCCUACCUGUGAAGACAGCUCAGACAACCUCGACCAUAUUUUGCUAGAAUGCCUCUCACCUGCGCGACGAAUCGUAUGGCUCCUAGCGGCCGAUAUAUGGCCCGCGAACUAUGGACCUUGGCCUACCCUGAAUUACGGGGCACUGCUAGGGUGCGGAAAACUCUCCUUCCCCCUUAACAACGAAGAGCAGAAUGGAAUGACUGACAGGCGCAACAAUGAACCCCCCCGCGCUGCGAAGCGCAACCCUGGAGCAUCUCGCCUGCUCCAAAUCCUAGUAUCCGAAUCACUUUACCUGAUUUGGGUUCUGCGAUGCGAACGGGUUAUCCAAGACCGUAACCACUCACCUUCCUCCAUCCAAUCACGAUGGCGGAAUGCCAUCAACCGAAGACUACAAAUCGACCGCGUCACAGCCAGUAAGAUCAAACGUACCCCACAAGCUGCAGACCGCGUAAAAGCCACCUGGCAA
Gloeophyllum trabeum ATCC 11539 is the source of this 951-nucleotide messenger RNA. RefSeq lists its product as uncharacterized. The transcript has a single exon. NCBI's taxonomy places the organism in Eukaryota, Fungi, Basidiomycota, Agaricomycetes, Gloeophyllales, Gloeophyllaceae. Gene Ontology annotation, molecular function: RNA-DNA hybrid ribonuclease activity; nucleic acid binding. The record is from RefSeq and is a predicted model, not a curated record. The annotation marks the transcript as partial.